CCUCUCCCAGGGCAGAGCCCCCAGCCCGGCCAGGCCCCUUCCCGGCCCGGCCCCUGCCCCAGGGGGCCCCGCUCGGAGGGAAGGCUGAGGAAUCACGUCCAGAUUUCGCUCCAGAUCAUCCCAUCUUCCAGGGCACAGGGAAGGGAAAUGGCUGUGAUGGAGCCAGCACAGAUGCCGGUGACCUUCGAGGAGGUGGCUGUGUAUUUCACGAAGGGGCAGGGAGCUCUUCUGGACCCCGCUCAGAGAGCCCUCUACAGGGAUGUCAUGCAGGAGAACUAUGAGACUGUGACCUCGCUGGGAUUUCCCAUUUCCAAACCUGAGCUGAUCGCCCGACUGGAACGAGGCGAAGAACCGUGGGUGCCCGAUCUCCAGGCCUCAGAGGAAAGAGAGAUCUCGAGAGGCACCCACGCAGGUGAUGACAGAGUGAGUGAGAAUGAGGAGGGGAAUCAUCAUGAGCAUGUUCCUGGGGAAGUGGAACCACAGGGGACCUUUGUGCGAAGAGCUGAAGGGAAUUUUUUCCAGUGCUUGGAAGAGGGAAAAGCCUGGGGAAAUUGGCACAGGUCAGAGAGGCUGCUGGGAAAACACCCAAAGAAGAAAGUGGAUGAAUCCAUUCAAUGUUGGGCAGGAGACAAGGAUCCCACAGCCCAGCAGACAAAUCCCAAGGAAGAAAAAUCCUAUCAGUGCCUCGAAUGUGGGAAAGGAUUCAUUUUGAGAUCACACCUUGUGACACAUCAGACAAUCCAUACUGGUCAGAAACCCCUUCAGUGCUUGGACUGUGGAGAAAGCUUCAAUAACCGCUCAGACCUCAAUAACCAUAGGAGAGGCCAUUCAGGAGAGAAACCCAAUGAGUCCCUUGAGUGCAGGAAAUGUUUGAAUUGGAAAUCAGCACUAAUUACACACAAGAUAAGCCAAAUACGAGAGAGACCCCAUAAAUGCUUAGACUGUGGAAAAAGUUUCAUACAGAGGUCAGACCUUGUUAAACAUCAGGGAAUCCACACAGGAGAGAGACCCUAUAAGUGCUUGGACUGUGGGAAAAGUUUCACAUGGAGAUCAGCCCUUUUUAAACAUCAGGCAUUCCACACAGGUGAGAGACACCAUAAGUGCGUGGACUGUGGGAAAAGUUUCAUACAGAGGUCAGACCUUGUUAAACAUCAGGCAAUCCACACAGGAGAGAGACCCUAUAAGUGCUCGGACUGUGAGAAAAGUUUCAUACGUAGGUCAGACCUUGUUAAACAUCAGGCAAUCCACACAGGAGAGAGACCCCAUAAGUGCUUAGACUGUGGAAAAAGUUUCAUACAGAAGUCAGACCUUGUUAAACAUCAGGCAAUCCAUACAGGAGAGAGACCCUAUAAGUGCUUGGACUGUGAGAAAAGUUUCAUACAGAGGUCAGACCUUGUUAAACAUCAGGCAAUCCACACAGGAGAGAGACCCCUUAAGUGCUUAGACUGUGGAAAAAGUUUCAUACAGAGGUCAGACCUUGUUAAACAUCAGGGAAUCCACACAGGAGAGAGACCCUAUAAGUGCUUGGACUGUGGGAAAAGUUUCACAUGGAGAUCAGCCCUUUUUAAACAUCAGGCAUUCCACACAGGUGAGAGACACCAUAAGUGCGUGGACUGUGGGAAAAGUUUCAUACAGAGGUCAGACCUUGUUAAACAUCAGGCAAUCCACACAGGAGAGAGACCCCAUAAGUGCUUAGACUGUGGAAAAAGUUUCAGAGACAGAUCAGCCCUUUAUAAACAUCAGGCAAUCCAUACAGGAGAGAGACCCUAUAAGUGCUUGGACUGUGAGAAAAGUUUCAUACAGAGGUCAGACCUUCUUAAACAUCAGGCAAUCCACACAGGAGAGAGACCCCUUAAGUGCUUAGACUGUGGAAAAAGUUUCAGAGACAGAUCAGCCCUUUUUAAACAUCAGGCAAUCCACACAGGAGAGAGAAACCAUAAGUGCUUAGAUUGUGGAAAAAGUUUCAUAUGGAGGUCAUCCCUUGUUAAACAUCAAGCAUUCCACACAGGUGAGAGACACCAUAAGUGCGUGGACUGUGGGAAAAGUUUCAUACAGAGGUCAGACCUUGUUAAACAUCAGGCAAUCCACACAGGAGAGAGACCCUAUAAGUGCUCGGACUGUGAGAAAAGUUUCAUACAGAGGUCAGACCUUGUUAAUCAUCAGGCAAUCCAUAUAGGAGAGAGACCCUAUAAGUGCUUGGACUGUGAGAAAAGUUUUAUACGUAGGUCAGACCUUGUUAAACAUCAGGCAAUCCACACAGGAGAGAGACCCCAUAAGUGCUUGGACUGUGAGAAAAGUUUCAUACAGAGGUCAGACCUUGUUAAACAUCAGGCAAUCCACACAGGAGAGAGACCCCUUAAGUGCUUAGACUGUGGAAAAAGUUUCAGAGACAGAUCAGCCCUUUAUAAACAUCAGGCAAUCCACACAGGAGAGAGAAACCAUAAGUGCUUAGAUUGUGGAAAAAGUUUCAUAUGGAGGUCAGACCUUGUUAAACAUCAGGCAAUCCACACAGGUGAGAGACACCAUAAGUGCGUGGACUGUGGGAAAUGUUUCAUAAGACGGUCAGACCUUGUUAAACAUCAGGGAAUCCACACAGGAGAGAGACCCUAUAAGUGCUCAGACUGUGAGAAAAGUUUCAUACGUAGGUCAGACCUUGUAAAACAUCAGGCAGUCCACACAGGAGAGAGACCCCAUAAGUGCUUAGACUGUGGAAAAAGUUUCAUACAGAGGUCAGACCUUGUUAAACAUCAGGCAAUCCAUACAGGAGAGAGACCCUAUAAGUGCUUGGACUGUGAGAAAAGUUUCAUACAGAGGUCAGACCUUGUUAAACAUCAGGCAGUCCACACAGGAGAGAGACCCCAUAAGUGCUUGGACUGUGAGAAAAGUUUUAUAAAGAGGUCAGACCUUGUUAAACAUCAGGCAAUCCACACAGGAGAGAGACCCCUUAAGUGCUUAGACUGUGGAAAAAGUUUCAGAGACAGAUCAGCCCUUUAUAAACAUCAGGCAAUCCACACAGGAGAGAGAAACCAUAAGUGCUUAGAUUGUGGAAAAAGUUUCAUAUGGAGGUCAGACCUUGUUAAACAUCAAGCAUUCCACAAAGGUGAGAGACACCAUAAGUGCGUGGACUGUGGGAAAAGUUUCAUAAGGCGGUCAGAUCUUGUUAAACAUCAGGCAAUCCAUACAGGAGAGAGACCCCAUAAGUGCUCGGACUGUGAGAAAAGUUUCAUACGUAGGUCAGACCUUGUUAAACAUCAGGCAAUCCACACAGGAGAGAGACCCCAUAAGUGCUUGGACUGUGGGAAAAGUUUCAUACAGAGGUCAGACCUUGUUAAACAUCAGGUAAUCCACACAGGAGACAGACCCCAUAAGUGCUUGGACUGUGGAAAAAGUUUCAGAAAUAUAUUGGCCCUUGUUAAACAUCAGGCAAUCCACACAGGAGAGAGCCCCCAUAAGUGCUUAGAUUGUGUAAAAAGUUUUGUAUGGAGGUCAGACCUUGUUAAACAUCUGGCUAUCCACAGAGGAGAGAGACCCCAUAAGUGCUUGGACUGUGGAAAGAGUUUCAUACGGAGGUCAGACCUUAUUAAACAUCAGACAGUCCACACAGGAGAGAGACCCCAUAAGUGCUUACACUGUGGGAAAAGUUUCACACAGAGAUCAUCUCUUAUAACACAUCAGAGGAUCCACACAGGUGAGAGACCCCAUAAUUGCUUGGAUUGUCAGAAAAAUUUCACAAACAGAUCAGCCCUUGUUAGACAUCAGGCAAUCCACACAGGAGAGAGACCCCAUAAGUGCUUGGACUGUGGGAAAAGUUUCACACAGAGAUCACACCUCAUUAAACAUGGGAGAAUCCACACAGGAUCUAAACUUCUGUGACACAUGGCCCGAAAGGGUUAAGAAACUUGCAGAAUAAUUGACCCAUAUUCAACUUUUAGAGACAUGUUUGAAAAGUGUUUAAAUGGUAAUUAGGGCCAUUCCACAUUAGAUAGACUAGAACUUUGAAAUUUAAACUUUUAUUGUUAAAGACCUGGAAGAAGAUGGUAACUGUAGUAUAGUAGUAGAGCUAGGCAGCUCUCCAACACCACAUUCUGCAAGCCAUUACCCUCUGAUCCCAUUGAGGGUUACCAAAAGAAACUACACCAUCUGCUCAAGAAACUCCCUGAAAAAGCACAAGAGCAAAUCUGCACAGACACACCCCUAGGAUUCCGAGUAGGAGUAUUCUAUCUGCUACCCAAGAUCCAUAAACCUAGAAAUCCUGGACGCCCCAUCAUCUCAGGCAUUGGCACCCUGACAGCAGGAUUGUCUGGCUAUGUAGACUCCCUCCUCAGGUCCUACACUACCAGCACUCCUAGCUAUCUUCGGGACACCACUGACUUCCUGAGGAAACUACAAUCAAUUGGUGAUCUUCCUGAAAACACCAUCCUGGCCACUAUGGAUGUAGAAGCCCUCUACACCAACAUUUCACACAAAGAUGGACUACAAGCCAUCAGGAACAGUAUCCCCGAUAAUGUCACGGCAAAUCUGGUGGCUGAACUUUGUGACUUUGUCCUCACCCACAACUAUUUCACAUUUGGGGACAAUGUAUACCUUCAAGUCAGCGGCACUGCUAUGGGUACCUGAAUGGCCCCACAGUAUGCCAACAUUUUUAUGGCUGACUUAGAACAACGCUUCCUCAGCUCUCAUCCCCUAACACCCCUACUCUACUUGUGCUACUUUGAUGUCAUCUUCAUCAUCUGGACCCAUGGAAAAGAAGCCCUUGAGGAAUUCCACCAUGAUUUCAACAAUUUCCACCCCACCAUCAACCGCAGCCUGGACCAGUCCACACAAGAGAUCCACUUCCUGGACACUACAGUGCAAAUAAGCGAUGGUCACAGAAACACCACCCUAUACCAGAAACCUACUGACCGCUAUACUUACCUACAUGCCAAGCUCUACGAUACACUCACAUUUGCUCCAACCUCUCAGACAGAGACAAACACCUACAAGAUCUCUAUCAAGCGUUCUUAUAACUACAAUACCCACCUGCUGAAGUGAAGAAACAGAUUGACAGAGCCAGAAGAGUACCCAGAAGUCACCUACUACAGGACAGGCCCAACAAAGAAAGUAACAGAAAGCCACUAGCUGUCACCUUCAGCCCCCAACUAAAACCUCUCCAGCGCAUCAUCAAGGAUCUACAACCUAUCCUGAAGGACGAUCCAUCACUCUCACAGAUCUUGGGAGACAGGCCAGUCCUUGCUUACAGACAGCCCCCAAACCUGAAGCAAAUACUCACCAGCAAGCACACACCACACAACAGAAACACUAACCCAGAAACCUAUCCUUGCAACAAAGCCCGUUGCCAACUCUGUCCACAUAUCUAUUCAGGGGACACCAUCAUAGGACCUAAUCACAUCAGCCACACUACCAGAGGCUCGUUCACCUACACAUCUACCAAUGUGAUAUAUGCCAUCAUGUGCCAGCAAUGCCCCUCUGCCAUGUACAUUGGCCAAACUGGACAGUCUCUAUGUAAAAGAAUAAAAGGACACAAAUCACACGUCAAAAAUUAUAACAUUCAAAAAACAGUUGGCUAACACUCCAACCUCCCUGGUCACUCGAUUACAGACCUGAAAGUCGCAAUAUUACAACAACAAAACUUCAAAAACAGACUCCAACGAGAGAGUGCUGAAUUGGAAUUAAUUUGCAAACUGGACACCAUUAAAUUAGGUUUGAAUAAAGACUGGGAGUGGAUGGGUCAUUACACAAAGUAAAACUAUUGCCCCAUGUUUAUUUCCCCCCCCUACAGUUCCUCACACCUUCUUGUCAACUGCUGGAAAUGGGCCCUUUUGAUUACCACUACAAAAAAGUUGUUUUUUCCCCCCUCUCCUGCUGGUAAUAGCUCACAUUAACUGAUUUCUCUAGUUAUAGUGUGUAUGGUAACACCCAUUUUUUCAUGUUCUCUGUGUGUAUAUAUAUAUAUCUUACUACUGUAUUUUCCACUGCAUGCAUCCGAUGAAGUGAGCUGUAGCCCACGAAAGCUUAUGCUCAAAUAAAUUUGUUCGUCUCUAAGGUGCCACAAGUACUCCUGUUCCUUUUGUAGUAGUUGAUGUUUACCUUUAUCUUGUUAGAGGUUAACAAUGUAAACAAACGGUUCCUGUCUAGGGCUGUAUUCUGUUAAGUCAGAGAUCAAAAGGGAAUAUUAACAUUUAGAUUAAACUUGGGUGUAAUAAUGUCAUUGUCUGUAUGCCUCUUUAAAGUUUGUGGUUAACUGUCUAUGAACUGCUUUAUGGAUAAUUACCUUAUGUUAAUCCUUGUAAUUAUUUACCUGCGAUGUUUAGGAAAUAGAAACUUACUUCAAAAGCCUAUUGUUCACCCAAGGACUGCCUGCUGACGAGAGGCUGCAAAAAUCUCUAGAAAAAUUCUUGGGACCUGAUCCUUGUAUCUCAGAUCUUAAACUUUAUUCGGGGCGGAGUUUGAGUUGUGAGACAGAUCUCCAGUCCAGCUGGACCCCCCGAUAUUAAACAUUUGGACAUAGGACUAUAACCUGAUAAAAUGAUUCUGAAAAGGACUCUUUGCAAUUCUAAAGCACCAUCUCUGCAGUGAAACUGCCCUAAGGACUCUAUUCAUGUCUGUAUGUAUAAUGAUCUUUUAACCAAUACUCUCACUCUUUUCUCUUUUUAAUAAAUCUUAGUUUAGUUAAUAAGAA
Messenger RNA from Malaclemys terrapin pileata, 6679 nucleotides. Its product is annotated as zinc finger protein 850-like. Gene Ontology annotation, molecular function: RNA polymerase II cis-regulatory region sequence-specific DNA binding; DNA-binding transcription factor activity, RNA polymerase II-specific. The transcript is spliced from 5 exons. The record is from RefSeq and is a predicted model, not a curated record. Gene Ontology annotation, biological process: regulation of transcription by RNA polymerase II. Bases 148 to 3873 code for a protein of 1241 amino acids. NCBI's taxonomy places the organism in Eukaryota, Metazoa, Chordata, Testudines, Emydidae.